AUGAACACGGUGGUGAUCCAGAGUUCAGUGAUGGCCACAUCGCAUGGCAUUCAUCGGCUGAAUCGGCAUAAGGCGGCGCAACAGCGUCUCUUCCACAUCCCCGCAUCUGAACGGCUUGCCCUCGUCGCCAGGAAUAGAAUGACUAAAAAAGCCCUGAAAAGCGAGGAUGAUCUGGAAGAGCCGAAUUCCACUGAAGAUAUGCCUUUUAUUGAGCAGACGUCAGCAAGAUUUGCAAAUCCUGUAAUGGGUAUCGUUGUGGACAACCCACAAGUCGAACAAUUUCUGCGGCUAAACGUCGGCGGGCAACGGUUUAUGCUGAGGAAGGAAACGGCGAUUAACCGGAAUGUUGGGCGCCUCUCCUGGCUGGCAUCUGUAGACCACGACGAGAGAAUGACGCUGGCAGAUGCCUACUUUGCCUCCACUUCCGAAUAUUACUUCGAACGUGCCCCAUCCCUAUUCCACGUUGUUUUCCAAUUCUAUUUAACUGGCCAAAUCCAUCAACCUUCCCAUUUAUGCCCAAAUGAUAUUCUGGACGAGCUGGAUUGGUGGGGCGUCGAGCCUGAGGCUCAUUUGGCGCCUUGUUGUUGCCAGGAGGAUGAGCAAGAUCACGAUUCGCUGGAUUCGAUCUCGAGCACCGAAGAACGCGCCAACAUCUUCAAGCACCUCCGCUUCGGCAACACCCGAAAACAGAUGUGGGAUCUGAUGGAAGAGCCGACUAGCUCUCGCUACGCCCAAAUCUUCGCCACGAUCUCGGUGCUCUUCGUGCUGAUCUCAAUAUCCGGUCUGGUACUUGGCAGCCUCCCAGAAUUACAAGUACACUCCAAGAAUCAACCCCCAAACAGCACCAAGGUCAACACAACCAUGAAUCGCCUUGUUGAUGGCACCCUGGCGCCGAUCGAAAAGGAGCCCCAUCCCUAUUUGCAACAAAUGGAAUAUAUUUGCAUUGUUUGGUUUAUUUUUGAAUAUGGCCUGAAAAUGCUGGUGGCGGCGGAUCGUCGUAAAAUUUUCUUCCAACUGCUCAACCUUAUUGAUCUGUUUGCUAUUUUGCCAUUCCUCAUCGAAAUGAUGCUCAUGAUUUUCGGCAUCAGCACCGAGCAGCUCAGGGAUUUGAAGGGCGCCUUCCUCGUGAUCCGUAUCCUGCGUGUUUUGCGCGUGAUCCGCGUGCUCAAAUUGGGGCGCUACAGCUCCGGCUUGCAAAUGUUCGGCAAAACCCUUAAGGCAUCAUUCCGUCAACUCGGCAUGAUGGCCAUGGUCGUGCUCACCGGGGUCAUCUUCUUCUCGACGCUUGUCUACUUUUUGGAGAAGGACGAACCGAACUCGGGCUUUUAUUCGAUACCCGCGGCCUGUUGGUGGUGUAUUGUCACGAUGACCACCGUUGGAUAUGGAGAUCUGACCCCGACUACAGUUCCCGGAAAGCUGGUGGCGACGGGGGCGAUCGCAUGUGGAGUGCUCGUUCUCGCGCUUCCCAUCACCAUUAUUGUGGACAACUUCAUGAAAGUGGCUGAGGGUGAGCGAGAAGGGGCCAGACGACCAUUUAGAAGGCUUCAUCCGGCUGCUGCCCCCCGACCGUCCACCACCCAAAUCGAAACCCGAAAAAAGAUGCAAUCAACGACGGAAGACACAAUUUGC
Molecule: messenger RNA, 1629 nt
Organism: Mesorhabditis spiculigera
Lineage: Eukaryota; Metazoa; Nematoda; Chromadorea; Rhabditida; Rhabditidae
Source: the annotation of a GenBank genome assembly